Wickerhamiella sorbophila is the source of this 978-nucleotide messenger RNA. RefSeq names its product Putative metallocarboxypeptidase ecm14. Gene Ontology annotation, biological process: proteolysis. Lineage: Eukaryota; Fungi; Ascomycota; Dipodascomycetes; Dipodascales; Trichomonascaceae. The record is from RefSeq and is a predicted model, not a curated record. The transcript has a single exon. Bases 1 to 978 code for a protein of 325 amino acids. Gene Ontology annotation, molecular function: metallocarboxypeptidase activity; zinc ion binding.
AUGCGGCUUGUUUCCUGGCUUGUGACACCAUUGAGUUGGCUUUGGUUUUCUGACGAGGACUCUGUUGCAGAGUAUGCUCCUUUCGGGGAUAGCGGAGUGGAGUCGUCGUAUUUCGACCGCUUCAGCAACGAAGUCGUAGUUGAGUUCACUUUGUCGGGCUCGCGGGACAGUCGGGUCAUAUCGGAAACUGCCUUGACGCUGUUGAGCGAUGUCUGGGUACUCUCUCCUGAUCGUGCUCUGAUUCGACUAGACCGAGCCCAACUGGAAGACUUUCAGCGGCUGCUCCCGUCUCCUCUUCCAGUGACCACUGUGAUUGGUGACAUACCUCGGGCAGUUGUUACAAGUUAUCCGUUGACAAGGAAAUCCAAAGAUCCCCGGCGAGAGUUUCUGCCAUUUGCGGAAACCCAGGCCUUGGCCAAUAUGUCCAUUGGUAGUUCUUGGGAGGGACUGCCUAUCGGAGCCCGUCUGACUUCCGACACAGAUCUCCUUGUAGUCUGUGGUUUGCAAGGCCGUGAAUGGGCCUCCGUAGCCCUCUGCCUCCAACUGAUGGAGGAGCACCCCGAACUGUCGAUUGUCCCAGUGGCAAAUCCGGACGGGUAUAUUUAUUCUUGGGAAACAGACCGACUGUGGGUGAAAAACCGGCAGCCAACUGGAAUUAAUCUAUGUCCAGGCCAUGAUAUUGCCACAGCAGCGUUUGACAUCGAGCCACCCUCCUCGGUUCCGCCCUGUUCAGACGACUGGGCAGGCCGAGGACGGCAGACGCCCUUGGAAGCAAGAGCGAUUCGUGACGUUGCGGCCCGAUUUAGCCGCUUGGUCGCAAUUCAAGGUCUUUCGGGAUCGUCAAAUACCCAAGUGAGUCUCAGAGGUAAUUGGACAGUUUUAAGUGUGCCUGACUUUGGUAUGGGGUAUUUAUUGCCCAAACGGCACAUUGAUGCGAAUUACCAAGAGAUUAUGGCCGUGCUACAAAAGCUACUCUGA